AGCUCUGCAGAAAGCUGUCUCAUCACGAAAACUUCUUACUAGUUUUCUUACUGCAACAGACAUGUUUGAUCAGACGCAAGCAUUGACAGUAGCAGGAAAGCUCUGAGCGACGUUUUCAUCCGGAAUUUUUCUACUAAUUCAGAACUCUCACCUGCUUGAACUUGCAGAAGAACAAAGGUAGCCAUGUUGGGAAAUGGGGUGGUGGGGAUUUUAUCAGAAUCAACCAACAAGUGGGAAAGAAGGGUGCCUCUCACGCCAUCCCACUGUGCAAAACUGUUGCAUGGAGGUAGAGGCAAAACAGGGGUGGCCCGGAUCAUUGUUCAGCCUUCUACAAAGCGCAUUCAUCAUGAUUCUCUUUAUGAGGAUGUGGGCUGUGAAAUUUCUGAGGAUUUGUCGGACUGUGGCCUUAUUUUGGGCAUUAAACAACCCAAGCUGGACAUGAUACUUCCUGACAGGGCUUAUGCCUUUUUUUCACAUACUCACAAGGCACAAAGGGAAAAUAUGCCCUUGCUUGACAAGAUUCUAGCUGAGAAGGCUUCGUUGUUUGAUUAUGAGCUUAUUGUUGGAGACCAUGGAAAGAGAUUACUAGCAUUCGGAAAGUUUGCUGGUAGAGCUGGAAUGGUUGACUUUUUACAUGGAUUAGGACAGAGGUAUCUUAGUCUUGGGUAUUCAACUCCUUUCCUGUCUCUGGGAGCAUCUUAUAUGUAUUCUUCAUUAGCUGCUGCUAAGGCUGCAGUAAUUUCAGUUGGGGAAGAGAUUGCCACCAUGGGACUUCCAUCUGGAAUCUGUCCUUUAGUUUUUGUUUUUACUGGUUCGGGAAAUGUUUCACAUGGAGCACAAGAGAUCUUUAAACUUCUGCCUCACACUCCCAUGGAUCCUUGCAGACUUCCUGAAAUAUUUGGGAAGGCUAAAGAUCCUGCACGUCCAGCAAAGAGAGUCUUUCAAGUUUAUGGCUGUGUUGUAACCUCUAAGGACAUGGUGGAACCUGAAGAACCUUCGAAAUUUUUUGAUAAGGCUGACUAUUACGCACAUCCAGAGCACUACAUUCCUGUUUUCCAUGAAAAGAUUGCCCCUUAUGCAUCUGUGAUAGUUAACUGUAUGUAUUGGGAGAAAAGAUUUCCUCAGCUAUUGACGACCAAGCAGCUGCAAGAUCUGAUGAGUAAAGACUGUCCACUCGUUGGAGUUUGUGACAUUACAUGUGACAUAGGUGGCUCAUUGGAGAUUGUUAACCAAACCACAUCAAUUGAUUCUCCUUUCUUUAGAUAUGAUCCUUUCCAAGAUUCGUACCAUUAUGAUCUUGAUGGUGAGGGAGUGAUCUGCUCUGCUGUUGACAUUCUUCCAACCGAGUUUGCAAAAGAGGCUUCCCAGCAUUUUGGAGAUAUUUUAUCCCAGUUUAUUGGAAGCUUAAUCUCUAUACCAAAUAUUGAGGAGUUACCUCUGCACUUAAAGAGAGCUUGCAUAGCGCAUCGUGGAGCACUGACUCCACUUUAUGAAUAUAUACGGCGGAUGCAAAACUCUGAUGUUGAAGAUCCUUCUAGAAAUCUUGAAAAAGUCUACCCUGAUAAGAAGAAGUAUACUACAUUGGUGUCUCUAAGUGGUCACUUGUUUGAUCAAUUCCUUAUUAAUGAGGCUCUGGAUAUUAUUGAAGCGGCUGGUGGCUCCUUUCAUUUGGUUAAAUGCCAAGUGGGCCAAAGUACAGAUGCUAUGUCUUAUUCAGAACUUGAGGUCGGAGCUGAUGAUAAAGAAGUCCUGGACAGAAUAAUCGACUCUCUAACUUCAAUUGCUAAUCCAAGUGUAGAAGAUGGGUUUGCUGAUAUAACAAAAAAUAAGAUAUCUCUGAAGGUUGGUAAAUUCUAUGAGAAUGAAGUAGAGAAGGGAUAUGAUAUGAAGAAAAAAAAUGUAAUCCUCAUCUUAGGUGCGGGGCAUGUUUGUCGACCAGCUGCUGAAUUCUUGACAUCAAUAGGGAGUUUUCCAUCACAACAAGUUCUGAACUCAUGUCUGGAAGCUGCUUUUGAGGAGCAAAACUCCAUUGAAGUUGUUGUUGCUUCUCUAUACCUGAAGGAUGCAGAAGAGAUUAUUCAAGGAAUUCCAAGUGCAACAGCAAUUCAACUUGAUGUGAUGAAUCAUGAAAAUCUUCAUUUUCACAUUUCACAGGCUGAUGUUGUCAUCAGUUUACUUCCUGCUAGUUGCCACAACAUCAUAGCAACUGCAUGUAUUGAGCUGAAGAAACAUCUUGUUACUGCUAGUUAUGUUGACGACUCCAUGUCAAAGCUAGAUGAGGCAGCAAAGGUUGCAGGUAUUACAAUUCUUGGUGAGAUGGGCUUAGAUCCUGGAAUAGACCACAUGAUGGCGAUGAAGAUGAUUAAUGAAGCACAUAAACGAAAUGGGAAGAUUAGGUCCUUUACUUCUUACUGUGGUGGUCUUCCGUCUCCAGCAGCUGCAAACAACCCAUUAGCUUAUAAAUUCAGUUGGAGUCCAGCAGGGGCUAUUCGAGCUGGGCGCAAUCCAGCCACCUAUAGAUAUCAUGGAGAGAUUGUACGUGUCAAUGGAGACCACCUUUAUGAUUCGGCUUCAAGGAUUCGGCUAGCAGAUCUUCCAGCUUUUGCAUUGGAAUGUCUUCCAAAUCGCAAUUCUUUACUGUAUGGAGAGCUAUAUGGAAUAGAAAAUGAAGCGUCAACAGUUUUCCGUGGAACCCUGCGUUAUGAAGGUUUCAGUGGUGUAAUGGGAGCACUUGCAAAAAUUGGAUUCUUCAAUACCGAAGCUUUGAGUACCCUCAACAAUGGUGAAAAGCCCACAUACAGAAAAGCUUUACUUCAACUUCUUAGAUUAAACGAUAAUAAUUUGGAUGGGUUGGCUAUGAAUGAGAAGGAAAUUACAGAAAGAAUUACUACACUUGGAAUUUGCCAGGGAGAAAUUGCAGUCAGGACGGCCAAGACCAUUAUGUUUUUGGGAUUUCACGAGUCAACAGAAAUACCAGCAUCAUGUCAAAGUCCAUUUGAUAUUACCUGCCUUCUCAUGGAAAAAGCUUUAGUUUAUUCAGGCACAGAACAAGACAUGGUUUUGUUGCACCACGAAGUUGAAGUAGAUUUUCCAGAUGGCCAACCUACGGAAAACCAUCGAGCUACAUUAUUGGAAUUUGGGAGGACCAAGGAUGGAAAUACCACAACAGCAAUGGCGCUUACGGUUGGGAUUCCAGCAGCAGUUGGAGCUCUGCUUUUGCUUGCAAACAAGAUCCAAGUAAAUGGUGUUAUAAGGCCCAUUAUGUCAGAAGUCUACAUGCCGGCGCUCGAGAUUUUGGAGGCCUAUGGUUUCAAGUUGUUGGAGAAGAUCGAGUAGCCAAACAGUGAACUUUGUAUUCUUGUAAAGCUGCAAGUUUCAGAUACGCAUUUGAAUUCAAUGGAAAUAAGCAAUUUUCAGGCCAUCCAAAACGAUAUCCAACCAGAUGGUCCCCAGUAUACUCGCAAGUUAGGGCAGUGUAUUAUUUUGUAAAUUACAUGUACACAGCAUAAAUAGAGCAUGAAAAGGUGGAUGCAGCUCUGUCCCUUCAAUCGAAUGUCAUUCCUUUCUUAUUUGUCUUAAUUCAAAUAGAGGGAUGGAUAAAUUUUUUUU
Molecule: messenger RNA, 3609 nt
Organism: Coffea eugenioides
Lineage: Eukaryota; Viridiplantae; Streptophyta; Magnoliopsida; Gentianales; Rubiaceae
Product: alpha-aminoadipic semialdehyde synthase
Exons: 25
Coding region: 184-3336 (1050 amino acids)
Cellular component (GO): cytoplasm
Molecular function (GO): saccharopine dehydrogenase activity
Source: RefSeq, a predicted model, not a curated record